Molecule: messenger RNA, 3254 nt
Organism: Meleagris gallopavo (turkey)
Lineage: Eukaryota; Metazoa; Chordata; Aves; Galliformes; Phasianidae
Source: RefSeq, a predicted model, not a curated record
CUAGUGCUGUAAUUUUUUGUUUUGCACAGCAAAGAAGCAAAAACUGCUCAGGACCUGGCAGCACUGGCUGAUUUAUGUUGAUGUCCAAAGGACAAAACAAAGGAUGCAGGCUGUGGCACUGGCGUUCAGGGAAAGAACCCGUUUGUGGAUAUCAUGGGCAGUGUGGAGAAGACGAUGCUGUCAGAUCUGUGCUGGACGUGAAAUGAAUAUUUUGGCUCUGCAGCACUGGGCUCAGAGCCUGCAAUUUCGAGCUUGGCUGCAGUGGUGGCACCUAUAUUUAAGCAGCCAGAAGGCCAAGCAGAAGGAGACCUGGGCAGUAACUCACCACGUGCACAGGGAAUUGAAGAAGUGCAUGAAAGCAUGGCUGGAAUAUGUGAACAUCCGCAGGGAAAAGAAACAUCAGAAUGAGCUGGCUCAAGAGCAUCUCCAAGGCAGGGUGGUCCAGCACUGUUUCUCAGAUUGGCGUCUGUCAUGGGAGUGCAGGAGAAGAGUGCAUGUUUACCAAAAGGAUCUUGAAAGACUGUCAGCAAGGAUUACCUUAAGGAGAGUCUUUGCACACUGGAGGCAUUAUGUUGUACUGUGUGUGGAAGAGACUCUGCAAUGUGAGCUGGCUGAAAAGCACCACAGACAUCAGCUGUUGAAGUUUGGGUUUAAAGGUCUUCAGCAGAAUGUCAUGAACAGUCAUCUUCAUCAAGUGAGAAAAAAUCUGUCAUUCCACCAGCACCGAGUUACAGUGCUGCACAAGUUCUGGAACUGCUGGAAGUCCCGCUUGGAAGAGAAGGAAGAACAACAACAGCAGGCCUUAACAUCUAUGGCUCAUGCCCAUUACAGGAGGGUGCUGAUGAGACAUGUAUUUGACACAUGGUUGGUGAGGACGUGCAAGCAGCAAGAGUACAGGAUGGGAGAGAACAGGGCUGUACUUCAUUUUGAAAGGCAACUUUUGGGUUCUUUCUGGUGCCUUUGGCGUAGAAGAACAGCUGCACGUCUGGAAGAGCAAGAGGACUUGGAUCGUGCAAGAGAUCACUACAGGAACAUGCUUCUUCUGAAUGCUUUCUAUCUGUGGAAGAAAAAUACUCAGGAAAGAAAAAUAGAGAAGCUCAAGGAGAUGCAAGCCUUAAGGUUUCACUAUUCAAAGUGUCUGCAGCAAUCUUGGAACAAGUGGAGAAAGUACAUGCAACAUCAGUGUGAGAAAUGGAGGAAGCUGGUGCAAGCAGACAUGCAUUAUCAGCACGUGCUACUGGGCAAGAUGUUGGCAGCCUGGAAGAGUUAUCAAAAUCACAUUCACUGCAUUCUGUACCAAGUAGCUGAGAAGGAGGAACAGCACAAUAGACUGCUGCUGCGGAGGCUUCUGUAUUUGUGGAGGAAAAAUGCUCUUGCUCUUAUACAUGAAAGAAAAGUGACUGCUCAAGCUGAUGAGCACUACCAGAGAGCAAUCCUGUUAAAGGUGUUGCUGCAGUGGAGGUGCACUGCCUCACUACGAGUGUGUCACCGUCAGCAGAAGGUGGCAGCUGUGAUGGAGGCCAGAAAACAUUUGGACGCAGUGCGUUUACAGGCCCUGUUUCUUUGCUGGAAGGAAUUUACUAAGGAGUCUCUGAUGAUGAAGGUUCAGCAGCGCAGAGCAGUGCAGCACCAUCAGCAGCACCUACUGCAGAAUUACCUGGAAAAAUGGAAGAAAUACCAUCAACAGUGCAUUGAGAAGAUGCUACUGCAGAGAAAAGGAGGACAGCUAAUGACUCAUAGGCUUCGCUCUACUUUUUUUUUGUGCUGGAAGGCAAGGCUGUUGCAGCAGCAAUGGGAAAAGCGGAAGACAGUACAAGCAUUGUGGCACUGGUCACUUUCAUUGCAGAGGAAGGUAUUCAGUGCUUGGUUGAGAUUUGCCCAGGGGCAACAGCAGCACAAAGAACGCAUUGAAAAAGCCAAAGGAGUUUAUCGUGCUGCCCUCCUGAGAGAAGGUGUAACCAGGAUUUUGAGGUACACUGCUGGCAUGAAACAGUUGAGGGAAGAACUCCAAGCCCGGAACCAGAUGAAGGCAGCUUACAAUCUUCACCAGUCAGUCUAUCGUUGUGCAAUGCUCUGGAAACAGAAGGCUCUCUACAAGAAGUUAAAUAAGCCUCGUUCUUUUCUGCCAUCUUUGAAGAAGCAAGUGACAUUUGAAAUACCUGAUGACAGCCUUGAAACAAGAGGACAUUCAGCAGAGGAAAAGCUGUGGCCUUCAAAAUGCAGUGAUCUACCAUUCCUAUUUGCUGGCGAUGACUCAACUCUCAGUGAGCUAGAGGUUGUUCGACGAGCAAGGUUACCACCACGAAGACCUGACUUCCUCAUAGAAUCUCUAGAAGGAAAGGAACUGCUGGGAACUCCUUUUUCCAGAUCAGAAAUGCCUUUUCAGCCAACAGAUGCAAACAAAUGUUCUUCUCAGAAUGGGAAUUUAAUGUUAACAAUGGAAAUGGAAGAAAACACCUGUAAGAGGCUCCCACAACUGGGCAGUACCACUCACUGCUACUCUUCUCUGACACACGAUGCUCUCCCAUCUGUACCAUCAAGGACAAGUGAUGUGCACUGUGUUGUUCAGAAGCCAGAGUUAUGGUCUCCUUCAUCUUUCAUGCCCCAAGUUAAAGCUGGAGCAGAAGUGAAAGGAGGUCAGCCUGUGCAUGGUCAGACAGGAGCCCGUUCCCAAGCUUGUCAACAGAGAAAAGAGUUGGAGAAGUUGCAACCAAACUUACAGUCACAUUUGCUGUCACCUGAAGAAUUACUGAGAAAACAGAGUCACCAAAAUGCAGCUGAAUUGGAAGAAAGAAAGCACAGUUCCAGAGAAGAAAUAGUGCUACAGAGAAAGCUAGAAGCAGAGCUCCAAAGCAUCCAACAGCAAAUGCAGUACUACUUCAGCAGGAAGCAAGAACUCAAGUCUUGUCGGCAGCAGGCACAGAUUCUACAUAGGUGGCUAGAAAGGAGAGCACAACUACAGGAUCAAGAUAGUAUACAAAAAGUUCGGGAAGAAUUGGACCAGUUGGAGGUGAGGAUCAGUGCUCUCACCAAAGCACAACACCGAGAGAGAUGUCACGUGCAGAACCUGGUUGCUCGCCUGCACGAUAUUCAGGUUGCUCUGGAUAUGUAAAUUCAUACCAACCUGAUUUCCAGAAGGAGUGGCUGCAGUUUUCACCCCUUUCAAAGCAGAAAAGCAUAGAGGAUGGAAAGAGAUGUAUGCAUUCUCUUAGUCCAGGUGUGGUAUUUCUAUUUUAUAAACUAACUUAAACAUU